This is a messenger RNA of Mobula hypostoma (lesser devil ray), 5127 nucleotides long. Its product is annotated as glucoside xylosyltransferase 1-like. The coding region runs from base 192 to 1472 and encodes 426 amino acids. Gene Ontology annotation, biological process: protein O-linked glycosylation via N-acetylgalactosamine. The transcript has 8 exons. Gene Ontology annotation, molecular function: UDP-xylosyltransferase activity. NCBI's taxonomy places the organism in Eukaryota, Metazoa, Chordata, Chondrichthyes, Myliobatiformes, Myliobatidae. The record is from RefSeq and is a predicted model, not a curated record.
GACAGCAUCAUCGUGACUGACGGAAGGAAAAGUUCCGAGGGGAAGAAUGUGGGCGGGGUUGCCAUAUAACCUUUCCUUUAAUAAAAAGUUUUUGCCAGAGAUGAAAAAAAGAGCUUGUGGCACCUUUCCAACGGUGCGAGUGUUCUAGCUUGAUUGCAAACGUCGAGCCAGCAGGCGCAGCGGUGAACGGCAUGCGGCGCUACCUGCGGGCCGUGCUGCUGUGUUUGGCCUUCGCCUUCAUCCUCGUCCUUUAUGUUUUCAACGAAAUCGCGGGAGCGGAAGAGGGCGUUCGCGGACAGCCCGCUUGGAAUAGGAGAAAUGGAGGGCGCGAAGCGAGCAGGUGUAAAGAUAUAUCUGUGUCUUUCUGGAAUCCAUAUUGGAUGCUGCCCACUGAUGUUUGUGCAGUGAACUGCUUUUGGGAUUCUGCAUUUAGGUAUGAAGUAGGAAGAUUGAGGUCUACAGGCUUGUUAGAAAAUUCUUCAGGGAGGAUGCAUCUGGCGGUGGUAGCUUGUGGCGAGAGACUGGAAGAAACACUAACUAUGCUAAAAUCUGCUGUUCUAUUUAGUCAAAAACCACUUUAUUUCCACAUAUUUGCAGAGGAUGAACUCCAUGAUAAAUUCAAUAGCUCACUGGAAAACUGGAAGAAGGAAUUUCAUCAGAAGUUCAGUCACACCAUCUAUCCAAUAACAUUUCCAGCUGAUACUGCAGCAGUAUGGAAGAAACUCUUCAAACCUUGUGCUUCACAGCGACUCUUCUUACCUUUGAUCCUGAAGGAUGUAGAUUCCUUGCUCUAUGUAGAUACUGAUGUCCUUUUUCUGCGUCCUAUGGAUGACAUAUGGGCAUUUUUUGAAGAUUUCAAUCAAACUCAGAUCGCUGGAAUGGCACCAGAACAUGAGGAACCACGAAUUGGCUGGUACAACCGUUUUGCCAGGCAUCCAUAUUAUGGAAAAACUGGAAUCAACUCUGGAGUAAUGAUGAUGAAUAUGACCCGAAUUCGAAAAAAAUAUUUUAAGAAUGAUAUGACAACUGUACGACUCAAAUGGGAAGAUUUGCUUCUACCUCUUUUCAAGAAGUACAAACUCAAUAUUACCUGGGGAGACCAAGAUUUACUCAAUAUUAUUUUCUAUUAUAACCCAGAAAGCCUCUUUAUUUUUCCAUGUCAAUGGAAUUAUCGUCCAGACCACUGCAUGUAUGGCAGCAACUGCAAAGCAGCAGAGGAUGAAGGAAUCUUUGUUCUUCAUGGAAAUCGAGGAGUCUACCAUGAUGAAAAGCAGCCAGCUUUCAGAGCUGUGUACAGAGCAAUAAAAAAUUACCCUUUUGGCGAAGAUCCCAUCCAUUCACUGUUAAAUCCACUUGAAAAAGAACUGCAGAAAACUAUGAAUACGUAUUGUGGAAAAAUUAAUCAUGUCUUCACACAAAGACUGCAGAAGAGCAUAAGAACUUUACAGGGAAAAAUUUCUAGAGGGAGGUGAUUUUGUAAAAUCACUAUUUUGAACUAAUUUUUGCCUUGAACAUCAGGAGCUUGACUUUUUCUCGUGGUCUAAAUAAGAUGUUUUUAAACAUGAGGAGGCAAAUUGAAAUGAUAUAACUGACACCAAUCACUCUAUCAGCAUAGGUAUUUUCAUUGAAACCUGGAAGAUAAUUUUUGUAAAUGCAGCUAUUAUCUCCAAUGAAGCACUGAUUUUACCGUUUCUUUUAAAAAAAAGUUGAAGACAAUGUUUACAGAGAAAAGUGUUAUUCUGUCAUAUGAAGGUAUGUUAAGACUGACAAUCUGUUUAAUGUGUUUCUUAUGACAUUAUGGUAAUUAAGCUGAAGUUGUGUGGUGCAACAUUAACCAGGAGUAUUGUAUGUUCAUGACAAUCAAGUCUCUAGAAUCUGUUGGAAUCUUUGCCUCUUGUAAUAGUGUGAGGACAUGUUAGCAAAUUAUUUUUUUUCAAUUAUUGAUGAAUAAAACAAGCAACUAAAAGUAGUUUACUUGAGCCAUUUACAAAGUUUCCAUCAAUAAAGACAUUCAUGCCAGAAAAGAUACCAAAUUGGUACCUUUAAUGAACAGCUUUUCCAAUCAUUUUAGAAAAUGAAUGAUUUUGCUUUGUGCACUCUAGUUUCUUUGAGUUUAAAUGCAGAAUGUUAAUGCGGCAAAUUUAAAUUUGCACCCUAAAAUAUGUAGAUGCGAUGCCCAGUACUUUUAUUUAAUCAUUUCAACAUGUUAUUGGAAAUUUUUCUAUUGCUGAUAUUGCAGGAAAACUCAUAUAACUCCUGUAAUUAAAGAUAACAAAUAUUAGCUAGUCUGGACCGAAAUCUUUUUGCUCAUCACUUGGCAGUCAAAUUAUGUUGAGCAGAGUAAAAUAUUUACUGCCUGCCAGAGUGGUUUAUUUUGCAACUUCUGAGAAAUGGAAUACUAUGUAAACAUACCAGACCACUGUAUGAAAUUGACAUAGUUGUAAUUUAGAGAUAAAUUAAUGAGAACUGAGUGCCAUUAUUUCAUGAGUUUUUGCUUGCUAAUUGUUCAUUAUUUUAGUACUUUCAGUUUGGAAUCCCUGGUGGAAUAUAGUAAUUACAAGCAAGUAUAAAACAUUUUAUAUAAGUUUGGAAUUAUCUACAUCUAUAGAUUUUUUUUAAAUGACAGACUUGAAAUAUUGUUACAGUAAUUGUGAAAAUGCAAUGUAUUUUUAAUGAAAUAAAACAUGUUCAUGUUCUGUUCAUGAAACAAUGUACUGUACCAUGAACCAUAGUGCUCUGUGAUCAUCCAAUUAAGUUGUAAGCACCAGAGCUAGAAUAUAAGAAAUUGGUUUGACGAUUUGAGAUUAAUCCUGGAGAAAAUGAUCAUAAAUGACCACAUGCAAGUUGGGUGUUCAGUUUAUAGUCAGCUCAUCCAAGCUCUGGUAGGACAUCUCGGUCUUAAAUGUUAGAGCAAUGGAUAAAAGCAGGUCACGGAUAAGAAAAAAUGUAACUUUUUGAAUGUUGGUUGUUUAUAUUGUGUUUGUACAUCAGUGGUGAUUCAGCAUUAUGCUUACUACAUCACCGGCAAAAGGAAUGGGAAUAUCUAACGCUGAGAGCUACGGUUUAUCUAAUACUGAUAGAUCAGAGAUGCAAAGUGCAACUUCCUCCUGAUCCUCAACAGUUUAAUCGCAGCAAAUAAGAAUACUACACUGAGGUUGACAGGUUCAUUUUGAGUGCUGCUGUCAUAGAACUUUACCAUGCUUAUAAAUGUCGCUUUAAUUACUGGAAGUAAUGAUUCCUGGAAGAAAUUUGGACAGAGGAUUGUAUUUUUUGAUCGUGGCAAGUUAUAUUAUCAGUAGUAGUAGUUUCUAACAGAACAUGUAUAGUAUUAUCCUGGUUAUGAUUUCUAUUUUUUAAGCAUUGUAGUUAAUUUUUUGAACCCAGGAGUUCCAGGUGUAAUAGCAUGCAAUUCAGUAAUAUUACAGUGGAUUCCAGUGAAAUGGGCCAUCAGUUAAUUGAGCUGCUGCUUAUUUGGGACAACUCAAAGAACAAACUACUAAUUGAGAAAAUAGUUGGGGUUCCCUUCAUUUAUUAGGGAUGUUAUACCACUUAAUUGGGGCAGUAGACUGUUAUUGAAAAGUUCCUAACUAGCAUCAGACGCCUGCACUUAUGUGGCCGUUGGACACUACACCAUGCUUAGAUUGAACAGUUUUUAAAUAGCAUCAGUUGUGUACACUUGUGUUCAAAAAGCAUUGUUUUUUUUUUGUCACUGAUAGUUGACGAGAAAUAAGCAGAAAGACAAUUUAGAACUGUAGACUGUUUUGUUCCUGCGGUUUCAAGCAUUCAGGCAGGCUUGGAGAUGCCAGAAAUGGCCAGCAGUGACAAUGAGACUAUUUCAGUACUUCAGCAAGUUAGGAACUGCAAAGAAUGAAGGUUUCAACAGUCAUCUGGAAUGUUACAAUGAAAAUGAAGAUUUGGAGGAUGUAAUUGCCAAAGGCAUUGUAUGGUGGCAGUCCAUAACCUAUACUAAGUGUCUGCACUGAUUUUGUUCAUUUAGUCAGUCAAAAGAAUGCAACUGCGUGCACUGAAUUAAUUCCUCCAUUGAUAACUAUUAGAAACUAAUACAGAGUUUUAUAGUACCGUAGUAGUAUUUCUAGUGUUUUAAUUUGUUUUGCAUUUCAUUUAAACACACACUUUGUUAUUCAGUUAAACAGUUUCUUUUUAAUACCUUUAUAAGUAUUUUCCUGAACUUAAGCUAAUUGGGGUAUCUGCUUAAUUGGGCCAAAAUAUACCAGUUCCAACCUGCCCCAAAGUAACGGUAAUUGAUUACAUAUCUUCCGGUCAGGAUGGUGCCGAGCUGUGGUGUCCAUUGAUGUCAUGGCUCAGACUUGAUUGAUUAUUAGUUCAAAACUGUGACUGUCCCACAAGCCAUAGCUGUGGGACAAUGCAGGGUGUUAAGGAUCAGAUUAGGGUUUACACAUAGGGAUAGGGGAGAAUGAAGAUUUAGGGGCAGGAGCCUUUGUUCAUAUUCCAGGUUGGAAUGUUCUUUGUUCGAAGGUCAACGAUUUGGAGAUUGGAUUGGGUCAACAUCACUGUAGAGACCAUUGAACCCCUGGUUGCUAAAUCCUAAACUGGAGGACCAUGAGGGCAGGUGGACACCCCCCUCCCCCCCAACCCAACUCCAACUACUGGGAUCGGAUGUCCGUGCAAUCUGGAAGUCCAGGCCCAAGUCACCUCACAGCAGAAGGUGAAUGAUCCUAGAGGUUGGUCUGGCUGAGGCCCGAAGGUUAAACCUAUGAUUGUUGAGUCCUGCGGUUGAUAGCCAGAGCUUGGUGAAUGUGGAGGUAGAAAGCCAAAAUGGUCACAGAUCAAAGUCAGCAACUUCAGAGGCAGAGGGAUUGGAAGCCUGAUUUCUGUGUCUUUAAGAAUCCAGGGCCAAGGACUGGAAGCCCAGAGGUGAACCUUGCUGGCUGUCCCCAGCAUAUCCCGGGGUGUGUUGGUUGCUAACGCAAACAAAGUACUUCACUGUAUGUUUUGAUGUACAUGUGAUAAAUUAAUCUGAAUCUGAAAGUUAGUCAAGCUCCGAUGUAUGGAAUCCCAUCAAAGGAGAUAGUACAAGAUAAUGCUGCAGAGGAGUCUAAUGCAUUAUAGACAGAACAAGACAAUGUUACAGCAGUUAACCUGGAA